AUGAAUAUGUAUUACCUAAAUAUGUUAUUGUUUACCUUUUUAAUAAAUACAUUAUUAUUACCACAUUAUGAGAAUUAUUUAAAUAACCAUUAUAAUAUAAGUCUCAUUCAAAACAAGACCAAAAGAGCAACGAUAAAAUCAAGACUUUUAGCACAAACCCAAAUCCAUAAUCCGCAUUAUCAUAAUGAUCCAGAACUGAAAGAAAUAAUUGAUAAAAUGAACGAGGAAGCAAUCAAAAAAUACCAGGAAACUCAUGAUCCAUAUAAACAAUUGAAAGAAGUAGUAGAAAAAAACGGAACAAAAUAUACAGGUGGUAAUGAUGCAGAACCAAUGUCAACGCUAGAAAAAGAAUUAUUGGAAACAUAUGAAGAAAUUUUUGGUGGCCAAAAGGAUAUUAUGUUAAAAUCGGGUAUGAACACAAAUGAUGAUAACAUAUCAAAUAAGUUAUCAACAUGUGAAUGUACUGAUACUAAUAAUAUGAAACUAGAAUCUAGAAAAGGAAAAGAUAAAUACUUAAAAAACUUAAAACACAGAUGUAUAGGUGGAAUAUGUUCUUGCUCCGUAGGUAGUGCGUUCCUUACAAUAUUAGGUUUCGCAUUUGCAAAAGCUGCUGCCAUGAAGGCUGUUGCUGAUUAUACAGCAUUUAAAACUUGUGUGUCCUCUAUUUCAACAUUUAAUCUACUUGAUAGUUCAACUUUGCUUUCAUCAUUUCAAGCAAUCAGUACAUGUGUUGAGGGUGCUACUGAUAUGGCCGGAACUAUUGCAACUCCUGCUAUGGCUGCAUUUUACCCCUGGGGUAUUGCAGCUUUGGUUCUACUUAUAUUAGUUGUUGUGCUUAUAAUAUUAUACAUAUGGUUGUAUAGAAGAAGAAAAAAUUCAUGGAAACAUGAAUGCAAGAAACAUUUAUGUAAGUAA
Plasmodium falciparum 3D7 is the source of this 915-nucleotide messenger RNA. Its product is annotated as stevor. Bases 1 to 915 code for a protein of 304 amino acids. The transcript is spliced from 2 exons. The record is from RefSeq and is a predicted model, not a curated record. Lineage: Eukaryota; Apicomplexa; Aconoidasida; Haemosporida; Plasmodiidae.